CGUGACACCUUAGUUCCGCCCCGCAACUGCGAUCUCUCUUACUAUUGGCUGUAAGGUCAGCUGCUGUUGCAAGGUUGCACGUGCAGUUCCGACUUCAAAAUCAAGAUGGCAGCCUCCUUGUGUCGGUGUUACCAGCUGGUUGGUAAACAUUUUAGGGGCCCCUGCUCCCGGUCACUGGUGUUCUCCUAUUUUAGAGGAGAUGCUGAAAGGUUACAAAGGAGUGCAGCAGCAGCAGCAGCACUGCAGGUGCGAUAUGCCUCUGGCAAUAAAGGUUUCCUGGGAGAGUUUGUGGAUAACCUUCGUCAGGAGCUCAGUGAGAAUCGGGAGAUGAAGGAGAACAUCAAGAAGUUUAGAGAAGAGGCCAAGAGGCUGGAGGAGUCAAAUGCACUCCAGCAGGCACGCCGGAAAUAUAAAUCUAUAGAAUCCGAGACGAUGAGGACCUCUGAAGUAUUUAAAAAGACACUGGACUCCUCGUUGGAAUCAGUGAAGGAGGGUAUUAAAAAGGUGAGUCGCACAGACUUUGGGAAGAAGAUAAAGGAAGGUGUGGAGGAGGCAGCCCGCACUGCUAUGCACUCUGCUGAGACGGUCUCCAAGGGAGGAGAAAGACUGGGGAAGACCAAUGCCUUUAAGGCCAUCUCACAGGGUGUUGAAAACAUGAAGAAGGAGAUUGAUGUGGGGGAUGCCGGGCCUUACAGAGCUCCUCCUCAGCUGAGGAAGAGGAGUGAUUUUUCAUCGAAAGCAGGUGCUGCUGACACUCGAGUGUUUCAGGCCAAUGAGGAAGCAAUGGAUGUUGUUCUGCACAAGGACUCAAAGUGGUACCAGCAAUGGAAGGACUUCAAAGACAAUAACAUGGUUUUUAACAGGUUCUUUGAGAUGAAGAUGAAAUACGACGAGAGUGACAAUGCCCUCAUCAGAGCAUCCAGAGCUGUGACAGACCGAGUCACCGACCUCCUUGGUGGCCUUUUCUCCAAGACGGAGAUGUCAGAGGUGCUGACUGAGAUCCUUAAAGCAGACCCCAAAUUUGACAAAGACUCUUUUCUCAAACAGUGUGAGAAAGACAUCAUUCCAAACAUAUUGGAGGCAAUGAUUCGUGGAGAGUUACAUGUAUUAAAGGACUGGUGCUAUGAAGCGACAUACAGUCAACUUGCCCAUCCCAUUCAGCAGGCGAAAGGUUUGGGGUUGCUAUUCCAGUCCAAAGUCCUUGAUAUUGACAACAUUGAUUUGGCCAUGGGGAAGAUGAUGGACCAAGGCCCAGUGCUGAUCAUCACCUUCCAGGCCCAAGUCGUCAUGGUGAUUCGUAGCCCCAAAGGGGACAUAGUGGAAGGAGAUCCGGAGAAAGUGCUGAGGAUGAUGUAUGUUUGGGCGCUGUGUCGUGACCAGGAGGAGCUGAACCCCAAUGCAGCGUGGAGACUCCUGGACAUCUCUGCCUCUAGCACUGAGCAGGUUCUCUAAACGGGAAAACGGAGAGGAGAGGGAGACGGUGAAAAGAGACACACAAAUUGGAGAUAAGCGCAGAAGGAGCAAGGAUGAGGGUGAAACACUCUCACACAUAAAAUAUAUAUAUAUAUAUAUAUAUAUAUACAUAUAUAUAUAUAUAUAUAUACACACAAAAUUUUGCGUAUUUAUGCCCACUUCCUCCUUUUGCCGUCACCACUCAAAGACUUGAUGUGUAGGUUUAUAAAAAUAUACAAUGAGCUGUUGGUUUCCAGGUACUGAGUGGACUAACAUUUCAUUGAAAACAAUGAUGGAACCUACAUUAGUGUGAACUUCACUCUAUAGGGUGCUAUGCUCUGGAAACUUAAGCGUUCCAGGCAUAACCAUGUCUGUUAACGCUCCAUCUAAUAAGGCUUGUGAAUUGUGUAACAGAAGGGAUGUCUCCAUAGGUACUGUCAAACUAAUUUAUGUGCAAGAUUUUUACAAAAUAGGCCAAAAAAAACGAGGGUAGUGUACAUUAUUACAUGUUGAAAUACAUAAAUGCAUUCACAGUGGAUCAUAAGUUUAGUCAAAUCACAUGUAGAUAGAUAUUUUUUUUGUACUAUAAAGAACAGCGUGAGUGCAUAUUGUUAAUAUAUGGGAACACAUCGACGUACCUUUGUGUCAUGAAGGCAGCUUCACCGAGGACCACGUUGCACUUCCUGUCUUCUUGAGAUGAUGAUCAUAUUUUAUAUUAAUUUACCAUUCCCUUUUUAAUACGUCUAGUCCUUUGUUCUUGCAUUUCAAUCCAAACGGAACAUGCUAUCACGCUUACUGUUUUUUUAAGAAGACACCUAACCUAAAUGCAUGUGCUUCUGCAGUAUAAACUCUUUAUGGUCUGCCUUGA
Doryrhamphus excisus (bluestripe pipefish) is the source of this 2320-nucleotide messenger RNA. RefSeq names its product mitochondrial import inner membrane translocase subunit TIM44-like. Gene Ontology annotation, molecular function: protein-folding chaperone binding. NCBI's taxonomy places the organism in Eukaryota, Metazoa, Chordata, Actinopteri, Syngnathiformes, Syngnathidae. Gene Ontology annotation, biological process: protein import into mitochondrial matrix. Gene Ontology annotation, cellular component: mitochondrial inner membrane. The record is from RefSeq and is a predicted model, not a curated record.